Messenger RNA from Fusarium sp. VM40, 1728 nucleotides. Lineage: Eukaryota; Fungi; Ascomycota; Sordariomycetes; Hypocreales; Nectriaceae. The record is from the annotation of a GenBank genome assembly.
AUGGCGACGCUUCAUCAGUAUGACUACAUCUUUGCUCUGACCGUUAUCUUCGCUUGCCUCGAUGCAUGGAACAUCGGUGCCAACGAUGUGGCCAAUUCAUUCGCAACAUCGGUCUCUUCGAGAUCUUUGACUAUGAAGCAAGCGAUGGCCAUAGCAGCAGUUUGCGAAUUCAGCGGCAGUGUAUCAGUCGGAUCUCGAGUAGCAGAUACAAUCCGCACCAAGAUCGUCGACCCUCACCACUACGACAGCGCUCCAGGUGUGCUACUCCUCGUUAUGAUGUGCACCAUCAUGUCAUCAUCUCUCUUCCUCACCUUUGCUACUCGACAAGGAUUGCCCGUUUCGACGACUCAUUCCCUCAUCGGUGGAUUAGUCGGGGCUGCUACAGCCUCGAUAGGAUUUCAUAAGGUCACCUGGGGAUGGCACGGCGUGGGGCAGAUCUUUGCGGCUUGGAUCAUUGCGCCCUUGAUCGCAGGAUGCAUUGGAUUUUGCCUGUUCUUAUUCACUAAGAAGGUCAUUCUCACCAAGCGCUCAGCUGUCAGGAGAGCCUUUCUUUCUAUCCCGUUCUAUACCUACCUCACUGUGGGCGCACUCACCAUGCUCCUCGUAUGGAAAGGAAUUCAUACAAUCAACCUAUCAACACGAGAUACAAUAAUAGCUAUCUUUGCGACCGCUUCUGGAAUAACGCUUCUUCAGACCUUUUUUCUACUACCUUUCCUAUGGACUCGGAUAAUGCACGAAGACUGGACUCUCAAAUGGUACCAUGUUUUCCAAGGGCCGCUGCUUCUAUGGCGAUCACCACCUCCGCCGACACCAAUUGGCUUCACCAAGCCCCGUAUACGAGACUACUACCAGGGACACCUCACCCGCGAGGAACUCAACCACAUACGUACUUCUGAGACACUUCUCCAGUCAAUACAAACCACAAACGGAGAAUUACCCGACCUUGAUCGAGACGAUGAAUGGAUUCUUCCACCUCCAGCUCAAACACCACCCAAGACCCCGCCAGGCCGAUUCGAAAGACGGCACUCAUCCGAAUUCAUACCACCCCGUCCCGAAGGCCCAUGGAGCAGCCCAAAAGUAAUGGCAUGGAAGGUUAACCGUGUGUUGCUACGUGGUCUGGAGAAAGAUGUGGUGGCCAUGCAGAAGCGGAAUAACAUUCUCAACUGGGACCUAGAGGACAUGCACGCCCGAUCAGCCCACUAUGACAACCGCGCAGAGUACAUGUAUUCCGCUCUCCAGAUCCUCACGGCCGCCACGGCAUCUUUCGUCCACGGAGCAAACGACGUCAGCAACGCAGUUGCCCCCUUCACCACUGCCUACCAAGUAUGGUCCAGCGGCAGCAUCCCCGACCACGUAGCGAUACCGGUAUGGAUCCUCGUUGUAGGGGGAGCCUGCAUCGUAAUCGGGCUGUUGACGUACGGCUACCACGUCAUGCGCACGCUGGGCAACCGCCUGACGCUGAUCUCGCCGAGCCGCGGUUUCUGCAUGGAGCUUGCGAGUGCAAUCACGGUGCUCAUGGCGACGAGGCUGUCUUUACCCGUAUCCACGACGCAGUGCAUCACGGGAGCUACAGUGGGUGUUGGACUGGCUAACGGAGAUUGGAGAUGCAUCAAUCUGAAGCUUGUAGCGUGGAUAUAUCUUGGUUGGCUUAUCACGUUGCCGGUGACGGGAGUCAUGUCGGGGUGUUUGAUGGGGCUUAUUAUCAAUGCGCCGAGAUGGGAGGGGUGA